Messenger RNA from Phytophthora infestans T30-4, 571 nucleotides. RefSeq lists its product as uncharacterized. Gene Ontology annotation, molecular function: protein binding. Gene Ontology annotation, cellular component: extracellular region. The record is from RefSeq and is a predicted model, not a curated record. Bases 14 to 469 code for a protein of 151 amino acids. Gene Ontology annotation, biological process: proteolysis. Lineage: Eukaryota; Oomycota; Peronosporomycetes; Peronosporales; Peronosporaceae. The transcript has a single exon.
AAAGCGUGCAAAUAUGCUCAGCGCGAAAGUCCUGAUCUUCACCGUCGGUGUCCUCGCCGCUGUCGCGGAGGCGGCUGGUACCUGUCCGUCUAUCGAAAACAACGUCGACUACAGUGGCGCCGAUGUCGGCAGCGCUCGUAGCUCGUCAGCGAAUGGAUGUUGCUCCAUUUGCUCCAGCACGAAUGGCUGCGGUGCGUUCACUUGGACCAACUACAACGGCGGUACGUGCUGGUUGAAGCAGUCCAAGGGCACUGGAAAGGCCAGUAGCGGCUCCAUCUCGGCCGUUCUCCAGACGUCGUCCUCGUCUGGAAGCCUGCACUCCUUCUGGAAAACAACGUCGACUACAGCGGUGCUGACGUCGGCAGUGUCCCCAGCUCGUCGGCCAACGGAUGCUGCUCGAUCUGCUCCAAGACGAACGGCUGCGGUGCGUUCACCUGGACGAACUACAACGGCGGUACGUGUUGGCUGAAGCAGUCCAAGGGCACCGGAAAAGGCCAGCAGUGGCUCCAUCUCCGGUGUGGUGCAGUCGUCGUCCUCCUCAUCGGCCACUUGUCCGUCUCUGGAGAACAAC